GUCUCAUUCCUAGAUCAGAUCACCAGUCUUCUAGUGUCUCAGCUAAGUGCCACAAGAAAAUCUGUUUCCGUCAAGCUGUAUUUGUCAAAGAAAAGAUAGAACCAAAGUCUCAAGUUCUAUUUGUCAAAGAAAAGAUAGAACCAAAGUCUCAAGUUGUAUUUGUCAAAGAAAAGAUAGAACCAAAGUCUCCAGUUGUAUUUGUCAAAGAAAAGAUAGAACCAAAGUCUCAAGUUGUAUUUGUCAAAGAAAAGAUAGAACCAAAGUCUCAAGUUGUAUUUGUCAAAGAAAAGAUAGAACCAAAGUCUCAAGUUGUAUUUGUCAAAGAAAAGAUAGAACCAAAGUCUCAAGUUGUAUUUGUCAAAGAAAAGAUAGAACCAAACUCUCCAGUUGUAUUUGUCAAAGAAAAGAUAGAACCAAACUCUCCAGUUGUAUUUGUCAAAGAAAAGAUAGAACCAAACUCUCCAGUUGUAUUUGUCAAAGAAAAGAUAGAACCAAACUCUCCAGUUGUAUUUGUCAAAGAAAAGAUAGAACCAAACUCUCCAGUUGUAUUUGUCAAAGAAAAGAUAGAACCAAACUCUCCAGUUGUAUUUGUCAAAGAAAAGAUAGAACCAAACUCUCCAGUUGUAUUUGUCAAAGAAAAGAUAGAACCAAACUCUCCAGUUGUAUUUGUCAAAGAAAAGAUAGAACCAAACUCUCCAGUUGUAUUUGUCAAAGAAAAGAUAGAACCAAACUCUCCAGUUGUAUUUGUCAAAGAAAAGAUAGAACCAAACUCUCCAGUUGUAUUUGUCAAAGAAAAGAUAGAACCAAAGUCUCCAGUUGUAUUUGUCAAAGAAAAGAUAGAACCAAACUCUCCAGUUGUAUUUGUCAAAGAAAAGAUAGAACCAAAGUCUCCAGUUGUAUUCCGACACGUAAUGGGAAACUGUUUGGAGAUAUACAAAGUAACACUCAGGAACACGCCUGGAAUUUACGGGCCCCCAUCACAGGAGGAGAAAAAGGCGUUUCCAAUGAUGAACCACCAUCAAGACAGGAAGCCAAUGGGUCUAAGAGAGGGCCUAGCAAGGAAAAGACUUUGUGACGACAUUAGACCCCCAUCAGAGUCACAGCUGAAAGCGUUGGAGGAAAGUUUGAGAAAUCUUGAAGGCAUGAAUAGCCCCUCGGGCCUUGGGACGACAACCACCGUUGUUUUUUCCGUGAACAACCAUGUCGGUCAUUUGGCCAGUGCUCUGAACAUUUUUCAGGAAAAUAAUAUCAAUGUGGUGCACAUAGAAUCCAGGAAGUCCAGGAGAUCGGAUGCCCUCUUCGACAUCUACGUAGACUUUGAGACAGACCACAUCCGCUUGGAGGAACUUGUGAACCGGCUGAAGCGGGAAGUGGCUAGCCUAACCUUUAACCAGCUCAACAUUCCCAUGACCCCUCCAGCCUUGACCAAGAAAGCAUGUCUAGAGCUUGUCCCAUGGUUUCCAAAGAAAGUUUCAGAACUGGACCAAGCGGCCAUCAACGUUCUGAUGUACGGCAGUGAGCUGGAUGCAGAUCAUCCGGGCUUUAAAGAUACAGUAUACAGACAGAGAAGGAAGUUUUACACUGAUCUUGCCAUGCAGUAUACACAUGGUACGGACAUUCCAGUCAUUGAGUACACCAAAGAAGAAGUGGAGACUUGGGGCACAGUGUUCAGAGAACUGAUGAAAUUAUACCCAACUCACGCUUGCAGAGAAUACCUGGCCAACAUUCCUUUACUGGUGGAACACUGCGGUUACAGAGAAGAUAAUGUACCACAGCUUGCAGACGUGUCCAGAUUUUUAAAAGAAAGAACUGGAUUUACUUUAAGACCAGUGGCCGGAUAUUUAUCCUCUCGUGAUUUUCUGGCCGGAUUGGCUUUUCGAGUAUUUCACUGUACCCAGUAUAUACGUCAUAGAUCAGACCCUUUCUAUACACCAGAGCCAGACUGUUGUCAUGAACUUAUGGGGCACAUGCCUCUCCUGGCUGACCCAUCGUUUGCCCAGUUCAGCCAAGAGAUCGGUUUGGCAUCACUUGGUGCUUCGGACAAUGAUAUAGCCAAAUUGUCCACUUGCUACUUUUUCUCGGUGGAGUUUGGCUUGUGUAAACAAGACAAUGAACUUCGAGCUUAUGGAGCUGGACUGUUGUCAUCAAUUAGCGAGCUGGCGCAUGCACUGAGUGACAAGGCAGUGAAGAAAGUAUUUGAGCCUCUACACAUGUGUACUCAGGAAUGUCUCAUCACAACAUUUCAAGAUGUCUACUUCUAUACUGACAGCUUUGAGGAGGCCAAAGAGAAAAUGAGACAGUUUGCAUCGACCAUCAAAAGACCUUUUGCUGUCCGCUACAACCCGUACACAGAGUCCGUUGAUGUCCUAGAUAGCACCAGAUGUAUAGCCAGCGUGGUCAGUGAGCUGAAGGGUGACCUCUGUAUUGUCAGCGACGCCCUGAAACGUCUCCAGUUGAUUGAGAAUUUCAGGUUCCAGGAAAGCCACAAGCAAGGCUCACCCCAAUCUUUGACGGACAUAUGCAAAGAGGAAGUUAAUUCGUUACAAAUAAAAAAUUGAAAGUAGACCCUCACAUUGAACGAAACAAAACCAUUUUAUACUAAUAUAAUAUAUUGAGAAAUGAUAAGAUGGUUUCAGAAACGCAAUUCUAAAUCUAUAUCUUCUUUCGUUUUUCAGUUACCAAAGCUCGUGUCAACAUAUCUUAAUACUAAAUGUAUUUUUUUUUCUGUUUCUGUUAAAAAAUUGUCUCUUUUUAUUUAUAUUAUGAUGGAACCUUAAAAUAUUUUUAUCCAGAAUACAUCAUAAAAUGAUGAGCAUUAUGUGGGAGAACAGGUCUCUAGGUUUUAUUUGUGACAGGCAUCACACACACACACACACACACACCUAAAACUUAUGUCCAACUCUUUAUUAGCUAAAACAACUACUAUUUGCAGCCUAAUUACUAGAUGAAUGAAUGACCUGGUAUAUUUAGUCAAUGAUGGGAUAUUAAACCAAAGGUUUAAUAAAGGUGCUCAUGGUCCUCUAUGUCAUCUGGUGAAGGGCUCGUGCAGCGGGGAUGGGAAGCCCCAAGAACCAAACGUUUUAUGACAUGUCUAAGCUUCAGAAAUUCUUUUUCCCGCAGUCUACAACUAAUUCUCCAGACCAUAAGAUCGCAGCUAGAUUCAAGAAUUCUACAAGUGAAGAUGCAUUGUAACAUUUUCUUUAAAAGAAUCUUUUCGCUAAAGUCUCUCGUGAAAAAGAAAGUCUCUACUUACAAGAUGAAACGACGUCACUUGAUUUAAUAAUUGAAUUUCUUGAACGUAGGUCAUAAUUUUGUUUUUAGUUGGGUUUUUAUUACAAAGUAAAGUUUUGUUUUGUUUUGUUUUUGUCUUCACCUUCCCUCUUUCCAUUUUGUCGGCACACAUUUUUUUUUAGUUUUUUUUUUAGAUUUGAUGAAAGAUAACCAAAAUUAUUCCUAGCUAAAACUAAAUGUAAAUGUAGAUCAAACGUGCACAAGCAAGAUAGGGAAUGUAACCCGUGUGUUACUUCUGUUUUGUUUUAAAGUUGUCUGCUUUUGAACUCUUUUGUUUUUCACUUUGGCGUUACCCCGUGAUGGGUGUCACUCGGUACCUCCACAUCGCACACACUCCCCUAGUGACGCCACUGCAACUUCUAUUAUCACAAGUCCUGAGAUUUUGUUUGACUAUUUGUUUCUCAAGGUGUGCAGACCUUUUUUUGUCUUCAACUUCUAUUAAAAAAACAACAGAUGAUUGCUGAUUUCAGCAACAACGUACAACUUUCAUAACAACUUGCAACUUUCAUAACAGCAUACAACUUUCAUAACAACAAACGAGUGUCGCUAUUAUUUUAGUGGGAAAGAUACAUUCCACUGAGCUUAGAAAACAGCAAAUAAAAUAGAUGAGACCAACUGUAGAGACAGCCGGGGCGGUACGGGGAAUUUAUAUUUCUUUUGUGUUUCUAAUUGUAUGACUCUUUUGUUUUUCUUCUUUGUAAUUUUUUGUUGAGCAAACUCACUUAUGUACAUAUCAGGGAAGAGAUUUUAAAAUUCAAAGUAUUUCAAGAAUAGUUUCAACUAGUUGAUCGUCGUAACUCGAACAUGUGUUUUGUUAGUUGUUUUUUUUUUUUUUUCACAUCUCAAAAGAUUGACACGGUGAUUGGACUCUUUGAAUUGGAAACACUCAACUGUACGAGGCACUAUAAACUACAUACACUAGUGUUAAGCAUCUCCCAUAGAGAUAGACUUGAAUGUCCCAUUUCUUUCUUCGCACUCGACUUAGGUUUGUAUCACGUGACUGGCACGUCAGUAGAGCUAAAUGUCGACCUUCGUUUAAUGUCCAUUCGCUGGCCAUUUCUCUACCCAAUUCCUUGGAUUUCUAAACUUUUCAGUCAAGGGAAACGUCUUAGACUAGUUAAAUCUAGUCCAUAUCUAGUCCAUACUAUAGUGGGAAUGUUUGACAAUCGCAAGUUUACUGAUGUCUAUUCUGAAAGUCCAACAGUUCGAUGUCUAGUCUAAAUCCAAACUUUUUGAUUUCUCUUCUAGUUUUAAUUACUUCAUUAAUUACAUAAAAUAAAUCUUAAACCUUUCUCCACACAUUCUAUACUUCAUCUCCAACAGUGCCAAAUGAUUUCGAUGUAACAAAGUAGGAAUAAGAACAGAAAAUAAAACUCUAUUUAAAUAACA
Molecule: messenger RNA, 4680 nt
Organism: Biomphalaria glabrata
Lineage: Eukaryota; Metazoa; Mollusca; Gastropoda; Planorbidae
Product: tryptophan 5-hydroxylase 1-like
Exons: 13
Coding region: 912-2558 (548 amino acids)
Biological process (GO): aromatic amino acid metabolic process
Cellular component (GO): neuron projection
Molecular function (GO): iron ion binding; tryptophan 5-monooxygenase activity
Source: RefSeq, a predicted model, not a curated record